UCUCAGGUCUGGAGGCUUGAGGUCCAGGAUCAAGGUGCCAGUCGGAGCUGGUUCCUGCUGAGACCUGUGACAGGGAAUCUGUGCCAUUCUCUCUCUCUCGCCUUCCGGUGGUUUGCCAGCAACUCCCGACUGGCAGAGGUCGUUUUCUAACUCCUUUCCUUCACAAAUAGUGACAAACUUGUCUGGUUACUUUGAAGUCGCCACACUACCCGGCAGGGAAAGCUCACGCUCACCAACAGGUCUGUUAAGCUCACAGAACGGCUUCACGCAAGCGCUUCCCCGCGCCUCAGGCCGCGAGCGCGCGGAGACGCCUGACGUCAACGCGCCGCGAGCGCAAAGCUUCAGCGCGUCGAUUGGCUAGAGCGGCCGAGGGCAAGACGUAAGCGGACGCUCACUCGGCCCCUAGUCAGCAAGUGCCCUCUAUAAAGCCGUUCCGCACUCGAGAAGCGUUAUCUCAGCUGUGUGCCGAAGGCACCAAGAGCACCUGCGCUGUAGCUUGGAAGAAGGUUCCACAGCCCAGAGCCGUGGGAGGAGACACCUGGAGAUCAGGAGUGGCACCACCGCGCGACCGUGACGUGGAUCGCGGGCUGGCGCACCAUUGGCCGGCGGGAAUGUGGCGCGCCCUGGCGCCGGCGCGGGCAAUUGGCCGCGCUGCCUCGGGGGGCGGGGCUCGGGCCGGAGGCGGGGCCCGUGCCUUGGGGCGGGGUCUGAGGGAGACUCGCCUGGCGGCGCAGCCUUCAGUGGACGGCUCGUGUCCGAGGUUCCCGGGGCGGCGCGGAGGCUGGGCGGCGAUGCCGGAGGUGAGCACGGACGAGCUGGACGAGCAGCAGGUGCAGCUCCUGGCGGAGAUGUGCAUCCUCAUCGACGAGAACGACCGGAGGAUCGGGGCGGAGACCAAGAAGAACUGCCACCUGAACGAGAACAUCGAGAGAGGGCUGUUGCACCGAGCUUUCAGUGUGUUCCUGUUCAACACCGAGAACAAGCUGCUGCUGCAGCAGAGGUCAGACGCUAAGAUUACCUUCCCAGGGUGUUUUACUAAUACUUGCUGUAGUCACCCGUUAAGCAACCCGAGUGAGCUGGAAGAAAAUGAUGCUAUUGGAGUAAGAAGAGCAGCGCAGAGGCGGUUAAAGGCCGAACUCGGAAUUCCCAUGGAAGAGGUUCCUCCAGAGGAAAUUAAUUAUUUAACACGAAUUCACUACAAGGCUCAAUCUGAUAGUAUCUGGGGAGAACAUGAAAUUGACUACAUUUUGUUGGUGAAGAAGAACGUGACCUUGAAUCCAGACCCCAAUGAGAUUAAAAGCUAUUGCUAUGUAACAAAGGAAGAAUUAGAAGAACUUCUAGAGAAGGCAGCCCGUGGUGAAAUUAAGAUAACCCCAUGGUUUCAAAUUAUUGCAGAUACUUUUCUCUUUAAGUGGUGGGAUAACUUAAAUCGUUUGAAUCUGUUUGUUGACCAUGAGAAAAUACACCGAAUGUAAAAGUGGAGAUGAAUGGUUACUAAAGUACUGAAGAAUUUCUCUAGCUAGUAAACUUAAAAUGAACUUGAAAAAAAUCUGGUUCCCCACUGGAACUCUCCUUGGAAAUACUGAUACUUUACAACCAGAAUUUGUAUAGAAAAGAAUUCUUGAUUUUAUGUCAUACACCCCAUAUACAUGUGCUGCAAUUUAUAAAAAAAAAUUUGAGAGAUUAUUAUACAAAGAGAACAAAAUAAACUUAACCUGUCUAAACAAAUGGUUAUGACACAUUUAAACAAACAAGUGGAGUUCAUUUUUUAUAUAUUGUGAUAAACAUUUUCAGAAGACUUGUAUAGCACUUUACUAUCUGCCGGGUGCUUGACAUAUCUUUAAACUUUUUUUUUUUUUUUUCAUAUCUUUAAACUUUUAUCAUGGUCCAGAAAAAUGUGGAAUGGAAGCAUUUGCUUAUCUACUUCAAAACAUUGCAGUUUAACUUUCCAUGUUGAGAUAAAAUAUAGUAGAGCAGUUCAAGGAAAUUAAAUGGCAUGAUUUUUGUCACUGAAAGUUAAUUUUGUUGUUUAAUCAUUCUGAAAGUAUUUUUGAUACUUAAAAGUCUAACAUUGAUUUUGGUAGGGACAUUGGCUGGGUGAAGUCAUUUAAAUAGUCCAUGCCAAUUAGUAAAGUCUUGUUUUAAGAAUUACUAGGAACACAGACUAUUUGUAAAAUGGAACUUGGGUCAGUUGAGUCAUACUCAACAAUAGGAUCCUUUAACUGUGGCACUGCAGUUUAGGCUGGAUAAUUCUUUUUGAAGGUUCAUCCUUUGCCUUGUAUAGCAGCAUCCUUAGGUUCUACCCAAAAAAUGCCUUUGGCACCCCUCCCGCCAUGGCAGCCCCAGUGACACCAUAUGUGAAAUGUCUUCUGGAGGACUUGUCUGCAGUCGGGCCAUGUUGUAGGAAAAUUAACCAUAAACAGGUUAAUAUUCAUGUUAAAUAGAUUUGGGUUAUGGAAUAUGUAUAUAUUAUUAUUAUUUGAACUGUACCUUGACUAAUGGUACUUUUUUAAACUCUUGCCACAGAUUUUUCACAUUUGAGACCUUAAGACUGCUUUAUUAUCCUUGAAUGCUAUUAAUUUCAGGCAAAACUGUAGCAAAUGUUAACUUUAUCUAACAAUAAAAAUAAAUUACCACAUCUUGA
Molecule: messenger RNA, 2644 nt
Organism: Capra hircus (goat)
Lineage: Eukaryota; Metazoa; Chordata; Mammalia; Artiodactyla; Bovidae
Product: isopentenyl-diphosphate Delta-isomerase 1
Exons: 5
Coding region: 612-1475 (287 amino acids)
Biological process (GO): isopentenyl diphosphate biosynthetic process; isoprenoid biosynthetic process
Cellular component (GO): cytoplasm
Molecular function (GO): isopentenyl-diphosphate delta-isomerase activity
Source: RefSeq, a predicted model, not a curated record